Medioppia subpectinata is the source of this 298-nucleotide messenger RNA. The record is from the annotation of a GenBank genome assembly. Lineage: Eukaryota; Metazoa; Arthropoda; Arachnida; Sarcoptiformes; Oppiidae.
UUAUAUCGACAAACAACUUCAAAUUAAACAUUAGUGAUUCACUUAAUUAAUCCCAAUGGAAAGUGCAUUGUCUAGACUAGUCUGUUGUCAUCCAAUGGGUGAGCCGACACUAUCCAUACCGCGCAUAAUAACCGAGGACUACGACUGCGGGCCCAACAGCGCACCGGUCAUAAUGCCAGUGACGGGACGGUCGCACUCAUUACAAACACCGGACGACACGCUGGACAUCGUCGGCAAACAGCGGAUGCGCUCACUAUCGGGACCAUCGCAUCCCAUAUCCCUAUCGCCAAACGUACGC